AUGGACGAGACUAUCCAGGAAAAGGUCGCCGAGCCCACCGUGGCCGCAAAGGCUACCGGCGCCGACAUUGGCGACGCUGAAGAGGCCAUCAAGCAUGUCAAGAACCUCAAGGCCCAGCACCAAUGGGACCCUAACCUGUCUGACGACAUUUACGACGAGAUCGACGAAGCUCUGCAGACCAACGAUGGCACCGCCCAGGUUGGCAUUGCCGCUGAGCUGCUCGAGAACUCGCCCUACCCCGAGGUCCGCGCUGCCGUGCCCAAUGUCGACGAAGGUGGCCACAGCAACACCAUCCGUGCCUGGGUCAUUGGCAUGGUCCUGGCCACCAUCGGUUCCGGCCUGAACACCCUCUUCUCCAUGCGCAGCCCUUACAUCAUCAUUCCCAGUUACGUCGCCCAGGUCGUCGGUUUCCCCAUCGGCAAGGCUUGGGAGUACUGGGUGCCCGCUUGGCAAUUCACCUUCUUCGGUAUCAAGUGCAACCUUAACCCCGGUCCAUUCAGCAAGAAAGAGCACGCCAUCACUGUCAUCAUGGCCAAUGCCACCUUCAACGGUGGUGCUGCCUAUGCUACUGACGUCUUGUUGGCCCAGCGCGCCUUUUACAAGGAGCGCUACGACUGGGGGUUUGAGAUUCUUUUGGGUAUCACAACCCAGAUGCUGGGGUUCGGUAUUGCUGGCUUCUUCACCCGCUUCCUCGUCCAGCCCUCCGCCAUGAUCUGGCCCCAGACCCUGAUCAACUCCAGUUUGUUCAAUGCUCUGCACGACCACCGCAGUCCCGACCCUGCCAAGACUAGCGGCUGGAAGAUUGGCAAGUACCGUCUGUUCUUGUACACCAUGAUUGCCUCCUUUGUCUGGUACUGGUUCCCCGGCUUCAUCGCUCCUUUCCUGAGUGUGUUUGCCUGGGUUACUUGGAUCAAACCCGACAACGUUGUCAUCAACCAGCUCUUUGGCGGCUGGAGCGGUCUUUCUCUCAUCCCCAUGACCUUUGACUGGACCCAAAUCUCUGGUUUCAACUUUUCGCCGCUCAUUUCUCCCUGGUUCGGUAUUGCCAACACCCUCAUCGGUAUGGUCUCCUGGUACUGGAUCGUCGUUCUCGCCGUUCACUUCAAGGGCUUGUUCUAUGCCAAGCACUUGCCCAUCAGUGACUCGAACAGUUACGAUAACACUGGUGCCGCGUACAACGUCAGCCGUAUCCUCGACGCCGACGGCACCUUCAACCUCCAGAAAUACAAGGACUACUCUCCUCUUUUCUUGUCCACCACUUUUGCCAUCUGCUAUGGUCUGUCUUUCGCCACCAUUGUUGCUGUCGUUGUCCACACCACUCUCUUCCACGGAAAGGAGCUCUGGAUCCGACUCAAAAACUUUGGCAAGGAAGAAGAGGACGUCCACGCCCGCCUGAUGGGCCGUUUCAAGCCUGUUCCCCUGUGGUGGUAUGGUGCCAUCCUGCUGAUCAUGAUCGGUGUUUCUCUGGGUGUUGUCCUCGGAUACCCCACUCACCUGUCUUGGUGGGCGUUUUUCAUCUCCAUCAUCGUCGCUGCUGUCUGGUUCAUCCCCAUCGGUAUUGUGCAGGCCACCACCAACAUUCAGAUUGGUCUCAACGUCUUCACCGAGUUCAUGGUUGGUUACAUGCAGCCUGGCCGCCCCAUGGCCAUGAUGCUGUUCAAGACCUACGGCUACAUUGGUAUGUUGCAGGGUCUUUUCUUCUGUCAGGAUAUGAAGCUUGGUCACUACAUGAAGGUCCCCCCUCGUGUAACCUUUGCUGCCCAGAUGAUUGCCACUUUGUGGACUUCGAUCGUCCAGAUCGCCGUCAUGAAUUGGGCUUUGGGUGCCAUCACCGAUGUGUGCAGUCAAGACCAGAUCAACCACUUCAGUUGUCCCAACGGCCGUGUCUUCUUCAACGCCUCAGUUAUCUGGGGUGCCAUUGGACCUAAGAGAAUUUUCUCACCGGGUGCCAUCUACUCGCCCAUGCUCUGGUUCUUCCUUGCCGGCUUCAUCCUCCCCGUGCUCAUCUACCUUGGCGCUCGCGCCUUCCCCAAAUCUCCCAUUCGCUUCAUGAACGCCCCAAUCAUCUUUGGUGGUGCUGGUCUUAUUCCUCCGGCUACCCCGCUCAACUACUUGGCCUGGGGAAUUGUCGGCUACAUCUUUAACAAAUUUAUCAAGAACCGCUGGCGCGGUUGGUGGAUGUACUACAACUACGUUUUCAGUGCUGGACUUGACGUCGGCCUGGCCUUGUGUACCAUUCUCAUCUUCGUCGCUCUUCAGCUCUGGAACCACGAGAUGACCAGUUGGUGGGGAACCGAUAUCGCGGCCAACACACUGGAUGCCUCGUACAGCGCCAUUCAGGUUACUGGCGAGAAAUUCGGCCCGGCGACUUGGUAG
Talaromyces rugulosus is the source of this 2376-nucleotide messenger RNA. RefSeq lists its product as uncharacterized. Gene Ontology annotation, biological process: transmembrane transport. The record is from RefSeq and is a predicted model, not a curated record. Gene Ontology annotation, molecular function: oligopeptide transmembrane transporter activity. Bases 1 to 2376 code for a protein of 791 amino acids. The transcript has a single exon. Lineage: Eukaryota; Fungi; Ascomycota; Eurotiomycetes; Eurotiales; Trichocomaceae.